GUUCCUCCGAAGAGUACGCCUGCGCAUGACGAAGCGCUUAGGGCUGCUUUGGGACCGCAUCGUCAAGGAUGGAGGCUUGGGACUCAUCACGGAUGCCGAGGUGGUCACCAGCACGGUUACCGCAGCGGACGCGAAAGCUUUCCUGGAAGGCACUGACCUGGCAACGACCUCGGCGGCGGGGGCUUCAGCAACAGCCACGGCACAGCCAG
Symbiodinium pilosum is the source of this 209-nucleotide messenger RNA. NCBI's taxonomy places the organism in Eukaryota, Dinophyceae, Suessiales, Symbiodiniaceae. The record is from the annotation of a GenBank genome assembly.